Solanum dulcamara is the source of this 1232-nucleotide messenger RNA. RefSeq names its product S-formylglutathione hydrolase. Lineage: Eukaryota; Viridiplantae; Streptophyta; Magnoliopsida; Solanales; Solanaceae. The transcript has 7 exons. Gene Ontology annotation, biological process: formaldehyde catabolic process. Gene Ontology annotation, cellular component: cytosol. The coding region runs from base 107 to 964 and encodes 285 amino acids. Gene Ontology annotation, molecular function: S-formylglutathione hydrolase activity. The record is from RefSeq and is a predicted model, not a curated record.
AUGAUAAGAAAAAAAAGUGACACUUGUAGUACUGUUUUGCUCAUCUUCAUCUUCAACAGAAAUUUUCACUGAUUGAGAUCUUCAUCCUUUGUGCUGUGAAGAAAAAAUGGAAAUCAAGCCAACAGAAAUCAGCAUUUCCAAGAUGUUUGGAGGUUACAACAAGAGAUACAAACACUAUAGCCCAACUCUUGGAUGUUCAAUGAAUUUUCAUAUCUUUUUUCCUCCUGCUUCUGCCCCUUCUCACAAAUUCCCUGUGCUUUACUGGCUCUCCGGCUUAACAUGCACGGACGAGAACUUUAUAGCUAAAUCUGGUGCUCAACGUGCUGCUUCGAGUGAGGGUGUGGCACUGAUUGUCCCAGAUACAUCUCCAAGAGGCCUAAAUGUGGAAGGAGAAUCAGACAGCUGGGAUUUCGGAGUAGGUGCUGGUUUCUAUCUGAAUGCAACACAAGAGAAAUGGAAGAACUGGAAGAUGUAUGACUAUGUUGUCAAAGAACUGCCGACACUUCUUCAUGAAAACUUUCCAGAACUUGAUACAUCACGGGCAUCUAUCUUUGGUCACUCUAUGGGUGGGCAUGGAGCACUGACAAUCUACCUGAAAAACCUGGAUAAGUAUAAGUCAGUAUCAGCCUUUGCUCCUAUUGCAAAUCCCGUUAACUGUCCCUGGGGCCUGAAGGCUUUUACAAACUACUUGGGUGAAAAUAAAGCUGAUUGGGAGGAAUAUGAUGCUACUUGCCUUGUAUCAAAAUCUAACAAUGUCUCUGCUACCAUUCUUAUUGAUCAGGGGGAGGACGACAAGUUCUAUAAAGAUCAUCAACUGCUCCCACAGAAGUUUGAAGAGGCAUGUAGAAAGGUUAAUGCUCCUAUUCUGCUGCGGCUGCAACCGGGUUAUGACCACUCUUACUUUUUCAUUGCCACCUUCAUUGAUGAUCACGUUCGUCAUCAUGCCCAAGCCCUUAACCUUUGAUUAGAUUAAGCUUCCAUUUCUGUUGAAUCUUUUCUGGAAACGUUACGAGGAACCACUUAAGCAAGUUAGUGGUGCUCUUUUGGUUUGGCAGAAAGUAUGUUGAGGUACCUAAUGAGACAUGUAAUAUCAAAUAAAAGUGUGUUUCCUAUUUCAUUAAAUAUGCCUUUCUUGUUACUCUUGUUAUAAUAUUUGGGGCUUCUUGCUAUGCUACUUAUGUAAAUCCAUUUUGAUCAGUACUAGUAUUUAUAUGAACGGAAAGAUAUUUAUA